AUGUUGUCAGCGAGACAACAGGGGGGCCUUCCGAGCAACACAGAGCCAAAUCCAAAUGCUACAGCAAAGGCCAUCACGUUGAGAAGCGGCAAGACCGCUCAAGCCAUCCCUCCGGCUGUUUCAGAAAAGCCAGUCGAUGACGAGGAGGUUGAUGAGGAGAUUGAGGCUGAGUCUCCGGGUGAGGUGCAACAGAGGCGAGUCCCAGCAAGUACCGCACGACCCAAGGAGCCAGUGAGAGAGUAUGUCCCUCCCGUUCCAUAUCCGGGGAGGUUGAAGAAGCAGAAAAUGGAAGAACACUAUGGUAAAUUCCUCGAGCUUUUUAAGCAACUUCAUAUAAAUUUACCAUUUGUCGAGGCACUUGCUCAAAUGCCUAAGUAUGCCAAGUUUCUGAAGGAUAUCCUAUCCAACAAAAAGAAACUUGAGGAGCUUUCGCAAGUGACCUUGAAUGAAGAGUGUUCAGCGGUUCUUCAGAACAAACUACCGAAGAAGAUGAAUGAUCCUGGGAGUUUCACUAUCCCGUGUUUGAUCGGUAGUUUGUCGGUCAGCAAUGCGUUGGCUGAUCUUGGAGCUAGCAUAAACCUCAUGCCAUAUGCGGUUUUUGCUAAGCUAGACUUGGGAGAGCCCAAGCCGACUCGUAUGAGCAUUCAGCUAGCCGACCGUUCAGUGAAGUACCCUCGAGGCAUAGUUGAGAAUAUGCUGGUGAAAAUCGACAAGUUUGUCUUUCCUGUCGAUUCCGUGAUUCUGGACAUGGAUGAGGAUAAAAACGUUCCCCUUAUCUUAGGUCGCCCAUUCCUAGCCACUGCGAGAGCCUUGAUUGAUGUCUGCACUGGUAGGCUUACUCUCAGGGUUGAUGAUGAGGAGGUUACCUUUGAUAUAGGGAAAUCCAUGCAACACUCACAGAGUCAGGAUGAGACACUCUACUUCAUUGAGACUAUCGAUACUUAUGUGAGUGAUCAUCUUCAUGCUACAUUCGAGGAGGAUGUUAUGGACACACAACUGCUUGGAGGGGAGACUUUUGGUUCACCUAGUGUGGACCGAAUGGUUGAGGAGGUGACCUGUCUGAUAGGUCACGCAUCUCCCCCGUGUCCCGAGGUUUUUGAGGUUGUGGAUCGCGUGACUGAGCCUAAAGCACGCCCUUCUAUUGAGGAUCCACCUUCGGUUGAGCUUAAGGAGCUUCCAGAUCAUUUGGAGUAUGCUUUCUUGGAGGGUGAGACUCAUCUGCCCGUUAUCAUUUCUGCUGGGUUGUCGAAGGAAGAAAAGGAUCGAUUGCUUGAAGUCCUGAAGCAGCACAAGAAGGCGAUUGCUUGGAAGAUUAUGGAUAUAAAAGGGAUCAAUCCAUCCUUUUGUACCCAUAAGAUCUUGAUGGAGGAGGACUUUAGACCUGUAGUAUAG
Molecule: messenger RNA, 1392 nt
Organism: Helianthus annuus (common sunflower)
Lineage: Eukaryota; Viridiplantae; Streptophyta; Magnoliopsida; Asterales; Asteraceae
Exons: 1
Coding region: 1-1392 (463 amino acids)
Source: RefSeq, a predicted model, not a curated record